GCAGCGCCGUGGUUCGCUCCGCAGCGCCACGGCCACCAUAUCCGUCGCACCUUCAUCGCCUCCGCGUCAUCGGAUUCAUGGCCCCCCUAUGGCCUCAAUAGGUCAACCCCCACCACACACCCCUUCCGCAACAACAUCGGACCAGAGUGAUCAACAUGCAAAAGUUCACCCGGCACCAGGAGGGCUCGAACGAUUGCCGACGAAAAGUGAGCUCACUGACGCCGCCGUGGACGGCGGAGGGCUCCGUCCGGCUUCGCUCUCGAUUCCGCAGCCGAUCGAGACACCCCCACUUCUGCCGCAACCGUCUGGGUCGAUUCGAUCGGGUCGGGGACUUAUCCCAGUUGGCCACCAGGGGUCAUCCUCUUUUCUCAAGUCCAUCAUGGUCAAGGGUUUCGCACAAGCUGGAUCGUCCGGUCAUGUUCGCGGUGCAUUCACGUCGAUGCGAGAAAGCAUGAGCCGAAAGAGAGAGUCCAUCGGGCGGCACCAACCACUGGAAGCUGAUAAUCCGUUCUCCAUGCCGCCUACGCUGGUACGGAAGCCUUCGUCGAAUGAGAAACAUGAAGGCAGCAUUCGCCGCCACAUCGUGAGGAUGUCCACUAUGCGCAAUGCAGUAUCGCACGCCCUAGUUGGUGGUGACAGCAGCUCGUCCAACUUGAAGAGCCAGAACGAAGGGAAUCAUUCGUCGCGCCGCCUACCGCUUCGCCGCCCGAGCCAUGGCGUGGUGCGCCAGGAGUCGUUUCCAUAUGCCCACAAAGGCCCGGUAGUUGUUCCAGAUGCCCCCGACCGCGUCGACAUCGCUGCCGCGGCAAAGAGUUCGGCCACUCGAACGAGUACGACUGCUCGAGCAGUCGUGCUUCCCCAGAUCGUGGGCCACAACAUGGACUCGGCAGCGAAAUCGUUUAUGAUAAGCUCCAAGCUCAAGCGAAAAGCGCAGCUCAUUCGCAAGGCAAGGCGGGAGACGUGGCACAACAAACAGCUCGAGGUGCAGGGAAUUCUCCAGCGUCACAAAAAAGUCUUGCAGCAGUACAACAUCCGCACCGUCAAGGCCGAGGAAGUCGACGAAAUCACGCCGGUGCUGGUGGGGUGGUCGCAGCGGCUCCUCAUCCUACCCACGUACGGCUGGUACAAGGUGUGGCAACUGAUGACACUCGUGAUCGUGCUGCACCAAAGCGUGUACAUCCCGUACUCGCUGUCGUUCGAAGCGUCCAACGACACGCCAGCGACGGGCACACCGCUCACGAAUUUCGUCAUGAUUGUGUUUUGCCUCGACAUGAUGUUCAACUUUAACACGGCGAUCGCGGACACGGAAAACCCUGACAUCCUCAUCACGAAUCGAUGGACGAUUGCCAAGGCAUACCUGAAAGGAUGGUUCUUGCUCGACUUGCUCGCGUGUUUGCCCAUCGACUUGAUUGUGGACUUGGUGCUGCGCAACAAGUCAGAAGGGUCGACGUCGUCGUCGUCGUUUACAAACAACCUCAACAUUUUUGCUCUGCUCAAGGUCGUGCGGCUCCCGAGACUGUUUCGGCUCGCUCGAUUUGUCCGCAUCCUUCGCCUCUUGCGCAUCCCACCAGAGCUCAAGCGGUGGCUGCUCUACUCUCGCUACGCGCACUUGAUUCGCGUCGUCCAGCUCAUCGUGUCGUUUUUAUAUUGCACCCACAUCCUCAACUGUGUCUGGAACUCGCUCAACCCGGAGUGGGUCGACGAUGUAUUUCCCGAGAGCAUCGUCACCAAUACGUAUGUGCUCGGGUUUUACUACACCCUGACGACGCUCAUGGGGCAAAGCGUCCCCCUCCGCACGGAAAUGGAGUACACGUUUUCGUGUCUUGUCGUGGUUGUUGGCGCGCUGCUCAUGGCCAUGGUGUUCGGGAACGUAUCCGAUUUAAUCUCCAACUUUAACGAGAGCCCCAACAACUACAGGAAGAAGAUGGAACAGCUCCUGUCGAGCAUGAACUUGAUGCGAUUGCCAUUGGAUCUGCAGAACCGCAUCAACGAGUACUACCAAGUCAUGUGGGAGCGCCACGGCACGCUCGACGGCCAGCCCCUUAUGUUUACGAACGAACUGUCCAAGAACUUGGCCGUCGAAGUCGAGCUGUUUGUCCGCAUGGACAUGAUCAACCGCGUCCCAGUGUUCCAAAAGUGCUCCAAGAAGGUUGUGCAAGACCUCGUCAUGAAUUUGGAGCUCCAAGUGUACUUACCUGGCGACUACAUCGUCGUCAAGGGCGAGGUCGGCAUGGACAUGUACUUUGUCCAAAACGGCGAGUGCGAAGUCACCAAGCCGUCGACGACUGGUUUCGGAAAUGACGAAAUCCUCAAGAAACUCACACAGGGCGACUACUUUGGCGAGAUUGCACUCCUCAUGAACUGCAAACGCACGGCAAACGUCCGCGCGGUCACGUUUGCCGAGUUGUGCGUGCUCAGCCGGACCGUAUUCGAGCAAAUCACCGACAAAUAUGCCGAAGACCGCGAAAAGAUUGAAACAUUUAUCACGGAAAUGUAUGACCCGAAGGUCCUGGACGCGAUCAUGAAGCAGCAGGCACUGGACAACCCCGAAAAGUCAUUCCACGCCAGAAUGUCCAAGCAAGUUGCCGACAUCAUCGACUUCAUGGAGGACUCGGCGGCGCGCAUGGAACGGCUCGAGUUGAUGAUGGAGACGCUGUUGGGGUUGUCGAACCCAUCCCAUCUCGCCUCUAGCGCGUCACAGCACGCAAUGCAGAGAGAACUGACGGAAUCGACGUCGUCGCUGAUGUCGACCACAUCUCAACGACGACGCAGCUCGUUUGAGACGAACAAAGACAUGCGGAAAACCAUCCAAGAAGUGUCCACUGUGCUGGAGGACCAAGAGCGAUUGCACAACAAGGACACGACCUCGUGAUGGACACCUCGCACCACCACGCCUACCACUGCCGCACCCUCGACCUCUAUGAACGGACUGACGUCCCAUCGUAUAAUCGUUAACGUUAAGUUAUUUUGAUUGGA
Messenger RNA from Aphanomyces invadans, 2976 nucleotides. RefSeq lists its product as hypothetical. Gene Ontology annotation, cellular component: membrane. Gene Ontology annotation, biological process: transmembrane transport; monoatomic ion transport. NCBI's taxonomy places the organism in Eukaryota, Oomycota, Saprolegniomycetes, Saprolegniales, Verrucalvaceae. The coding region runs from base 89 to 2872 and encodes 927 amino acids. The record is from RefSeq and is a predicted model, not a curated record. The transcript has 5 exons. Gene Ontology annotation, molecular function: monoatomic ion channel activity.